AUAACAGAUGAAGAGGCUCCAACAACUUCAAACUGUCCAACCGUGGAUCUUGAGAUCAUACCAGGAAGUGCUAUUGAUGUUUCUGUGAAUUGGGAUGAACCAUCGUUUGUGGACAACUCUGGUGACACUCCAAGUGUUACAAAAACCCAUAAUCCAGGAGAAUUGUUUAAUAUUGGUGAAACAAUUGUAGUGUACAACGCUACCGAUGCGUAUUUCAACGAGGGUUACUGUGAGAUUAAUAUCACAGUAGUCCAAGAUACUGAGGCGCCUGUUUUUACAUCCUGUCCAAGUGACACGAUUGUGGACACUCUCGAAAACAAGAACUAUUCCAUUGUAAAUUUUACUGUACCGGUGGCUAUCGACAAUAUUCAGUUACUGUCAGUAGAGCAAGCAUUAACAAAUUACAACCCUGAUGGAGAUAUUUACUACAUUGGUACAACCACAAUUCGUUACUUGGCUUUAGAUGAAGUGAACCAACCCACAUACUGUACCUUCAGUAUCACCGUUGAAGAUAAUCAAAUGCCAAAUAUUACUUGUCCUUCAAAUAUAAACGUCACAACGGACCCGAUGUCAGACAUGGCAAAUGUUACAUGGAAUGAUGCUGUAGCUAUUGACAACAACGACGGUGUACUUGCUGUGUACGGAAGUGAAAGUCCUCCCAGUUUAUUCCCAAUUGGCCAAUCCGAAGUGACGUACAAUGCAACUGAUUCCAACAAUAACACUGCUGAGUGUAGCUUUGACAUCAAUGUCUCGGAUGAAGAGGCACCUGUAUUUACAUAUUGUCCACCUGACAUAGCAGUUGGAAACGAUCCUGGUGCAAACAAUGCAACAGUUACAUGGGACGAACCAUCUGUUACAGACAACUCCCUCAUGGAUGUAAUGCUUGAAUCAGACAUAAUGAACGGAAGUGUAUUCCAGUUGGGUAAUACCACAGUUAUGUACACUGCGAUUGAUAUGUACGGCAACAUAAAUGAAAACUGUUCAUUUGUGGUUACUGUUUCAGAUACUGAGCCUCCGAUGACCGACGAAUGCUUAGAAAAUAUUACAAUAACCACGGACGCCGGUGAAAGCUUUGCUUCAAACAUUAUUUGGACUGCUCCUGGAUUCACCGACAACUCUAUGAUGACACCGAAUGUUGUUUCAUCACACGAUUCCACAGACAGUUCUUUAGAAUAUCCAAUCGGUACAACCAUAAUAACCUACAAUGCGACAGAUGAUGCUGGUAACCUAGGGCAGUGUGAAUUUCCUAUCAUUGUUACAGAUAUUGAAGCUCCAGUUUUCACGGAAUGCCCAGGCGAUAUUAUGGAUAAUACUGACGUGGGAUCAGCCACCGCCACAAUCACAUGGGGUGCUGUCGAUGCUACUGACAAUUCCGGUCUCAUGGUCACGAUAGAAAGUAAUUUUCAAAAUGGUACAGGCUUUCCCAUUGGCGAGACACUAGUGAUGUAUAAUGCUACGGACUCGUCAGGCAACAUCAAUGAUACUUGCUUAUUCUGGGUCAACAUUACAGAUGUUGAAGCUCCAGUUUUCACGGAAUGCCCAAACGAUAUUAUGGAGAAUACUGACGCGGGAUCAGCCACCGCUACAAUCACAUGGAGUGCCGUCGAAGCUACUGACAAUUCUGGACUCAUGGUAACGAUACAAAGUAAUUUUCAAAAUGGUACAGGCUUUCCCAUUGGCGGGACACUAGUGAUGUAUAAUGCUACGGACUCGUCAGGCAACAUCAAUGAUACAUGUACAUUCUGGGUCAACAUUACAGAUAUGGAACCUCCAGAGUUUACAAGCUGUCCGAGCAACAUCACACUUGAUACUGACCCAGGUAGUCCAGAACGUAUUGUUGAAUGGGAAAAUGUAACUGCUGAGGACAAUUCUCAGCUACCAGUUUUAAUCGAUGGAACUCAUGAAUCUGGAGAUAGCUUUCCGAUCGGUACAACUCCGGUGAUGUUUAACGCAACGGAUGAAGCUGGGAAUGUUAACACCACAUGUGAAUUUGAUGUCACUAUUAAUGACAAUGAGCCACCAGUGUUUACAGAAUGUCCUUCAGAAGACAUAGUUCAAGGAACGGAUGAUGGUAAUCCAUCUGCAGUCGUCAUAUGGCCUGACGUUAAUGCAACUGAUAACUCUGGAAUCCCUCCCGUUAUCCUCUCAAAUUACGAUAGCGGAGACACAUUCCCGAUCGGCUCAACGUUUGUCAAAUUCAAUGCGACAGACGCAGCGGGAAAUGUCAAUAAUACAUGCCAAUUCUUUGUUAAUAUUACCGAUGAAGAAGCUCCCGUGUUUACUUUCUGUCCGUCGGAUAAUACAUCUACCACAGAUCCAGGCGUGAACUCUACGAGUAUGACAUGGAUGGCAGCAGAAGCUGAUGAUAACUCAGGAGAAACACCAAUGUAUACACGCAGUCACGAGUCGGGUGACAUAUUUGUUUUUGGAAGCACUAUCGUCCAGAUAAAUGCAUCAGAUGCUGCAGGGAACGUGAAUUUUACAUGCUCCUUCAUCAUCACCAUUACAGAUGACGAGAUGCCGACGACAGAUGAUUGCCCAGCUGAUCAGAACGUGACAACGGAUGAAGGCAUGAGCUUUGCUACUAGUGUUAGUUGGAUUCUACCGACGUUUGAGGACAACGUUGAUAAGACUGUUGAGCUUGUGAUCUCCGAAUCACAAGCAAGUAAUAUUUCUACAAUGUUUUUUAUUGGAGCUACAGAGAUAACUAUCAAUGCUACAGACCUGUCUAUGAAUACAGGAACGUGUACGUUCAAUAUCUACGUCACAGAUGAAGAGGCUCCGGUAUUUACAAUGUGUCCCGAUGACCAAUCUAUCAAUACUACCGUAGGAGAACCAACUGGAAUGACAACCUGGGAGACACCAACAGCCACCGACAACUCUGGGGACACCCCUGACAUUGUUGGCACACACAACACCUCAUAUGAUUUUCCAGCUGGCGAUACAACCGUAGAGUACACUGCAACUGAUGCCUAUGGGAAUGUUAACACUUCGUGCACUUUUGUCAUCAGUGUUGAAGAUAACGAGGCACCAAUAAUAACAUUCUGCCCUCCUGAUGAAGAUAUAUUUACAGAUAUUCAAACAAAUACUGGUGCUGCAAAUUGGCAAAAUCCUACAGCAAUAGAUAACUCGGGUGUACCUCCAAAUAUUACCACAAAUAUUCAGAUAGACGAAUUGUUGGUUAUUGGAAACCAUACUGUGUUUGUCAAUGCAACAGAUGGGUCAGGAAACAUCAACACUACAUGUUUUUUUAACGUAGAGAUCAUAGAUAAUGUACCACCUGUAGUAAGUUGUAUAAAUAACACUAUCAUAAUGCUUGGAAAUGAUAGCUCCACCGCUAUAGUCAACUGGACGGCACCUGACGUUUUCGACAAUUCGGGGGAAUCAGUGACACUUACUUCAGCUCCAUCGUCGAGUGGGGAUGAAUUUGGAAUCGGCACGUUUGUCAUAACAUACACUGCCGUCGAUAUUUAUGGUAACGAAGAUCAAUCGUGCAUGUUCACUGUCACAGUUACAGAUCAAGAAGCUCCAAAUAUUACGUGUCCUAGCAAUAUUACCGAAGAAACGGAACCUGGAAGUAGAGCAGCAUUAAUUAAUUGGAUUGUUCCUGUACCGACUGAUAAUGUAGCACUUACCGCCUUAAGUCCUGUGGCGGUUCCUAAUAGAACGCCCGUGGUUACGAUCUUUAUUACCAAGGACGAUUUUCAAACCUACACCGCUACAGACACAGCAGGAAACAGUGCUUCAUGUACAUUCUAUAUCACUGUUGAAGACAAAGAACCCCCUGUGAUAGAAGACUGCCCUAUGGAUAUAAAUCUUAAUACAAGUGCGAGCGUAAACUACACUGAUGUUACCUGGACUGAACCUACAGCGAUGGACAAUUCGGGAUCGACACCAACCUUAACCUCAACGCAUUCAGUCGGUAGCAAUUUUUACAUCGGUGAAACAAUCGUAACUUACACAGCUGUAGACGGAUUUGACAAUACUGCCACUUGUAACUUCACAAUUAGUGUACAAGAUAUUGAACCACCAACAUUUGACUGCCAGGAAAGUUUCAAUGUAAACACAACCAUGAAUUCCAAUUCCACAAACGUCACAUGGAGUUAUCCUACAUAUAUGGAUAAUUCAUAUAGAGAUGUUAGUGUUAUGGAAAGUCACCCUAUACCAACCGUCUUGGUAAUCGGAAUCCAUGAAAUUACAUACACCUUUACGGACAUAUACAAUAACACAGACUCGUGCUCCUUCAACAUAACUGUAAAUGAUUUUGAAGAUCCUGAAGUUACAUUUUGCCCCGAUAAUGUGCACAACAACACUGAGCCUGGUCUGAACUACGCCAAUAUUACAUGGAUGAUGCCGACAGCUGAGGAUAACAGUGGUUUCUUUACGACACAGCAAACAGCAAUGUCUGGCGACGGGUUUGGUAUUGGGACUGACACAGUGACGUAUACUUUUACAGAUGCUAACUUGAAUAUGAAUGAAUGUACCUUUAUCGUCAACGUAACAGAUAUCGAAAAUCCCGAAAUCACAUGCCCGGCAGAUGUAACCGUAGGAGCAGACAGCGGUGCACUUGACACAUCAGUAACAUGGAAUUCACCAUCAGCCAGCGAUAAUGAUGACGUGGAGGUGCAGAUAGUAUCUGAUGUGAAUUACGUCAAUGGAAGUACUUUUCAGAUUGGCACAACUACAGUCACAUACCAAGCAACUGAUCCGAGUGGAAACACAAAUUUGUGUAGCUUUAAUGUAACUGUUGAAGAUAUGGAGGAUCCUGAUAUCAGUUAUUGUCCUGCAAAUAUUACGCUGCCAACAGACGAAGGUGCUGGUGAUCGAGUAGUGUACUGGACAGAGCCAACAGCAACCGAUAAUUCAGGAAAUGUUUCUAUUACUAGAUCGCAUACAAAUGGCUCAACAUUUGAUCUUGGUGACACUACAGUAAUGUAUAAUUUCUCUGACCCAUCUGGAAAUACAGCAACGUGUGAAUUUACGGUAACAAUAAUUGAUAUUGAACCUCCAACGCCUUCUCCGUGUCCCAAUAACGAAACUUAUAGUACUGAUUUAGGAGUAAAUUAUAAAGAAGAUGUUACUUGGUCUGGAGUAUCAUUCAGUGACAACGCUCCGUCGGACAUGGCAUUGGAAACUUCUAGUAGUGGAAUUACUUCGGGGUCCAAUAUGUUCCUACUCGGAACUACUGAAGUAACAUAUUCGGCUACAGACGAAGCAAUGAAUACUGGAUAUUGCACAUUCUUUAUAACAAUCAUCGACACUGAACUUCCAACUGUAAUGUGCCCGGACGACAUAUCAACAAACUCAACUGAGGGUGCAGCAACCGCCAUAGUGAGUUACACAGCUACUGCGAUGGACAAUGUGGAAGUUACAAUGGAAAGUUUCGACAUGCCUUCUGGUUCAGCAUUUGACUUUGGUGACACCAAUGUUACGUUUAUGGCAUUUGAUGCAGCUGGUAAUGAGGGCAAUUGCACAUUCACUGUCACAGUUGAAGAUUUUGAACCGCCUGAGUUUACUAAUUGUCCAGAUAACAUAACUGAAACAACCGAUGAGAGAGUAAAUUAUACAAUGGUUAGUUGGAGCCCAGUAACUGCAGAAGAUAAUUCUCUGGUUGAACCAAAUAUUGAGAGUUCCCACAAUUCCAAUGAUAGUUUUUACAUUGGAACCGUUGAGGUUGUAUUUACUGCUACUGACAAUGCCGGAAAUGAAGCUACUUGUUCAUUUUUCGUAACAGUUGAAGACGAUGAAGAGCCAGUUAUUGAAGGCUGUCCUAGUGAUAUAACUCAGAUGUCGGAUAUGGGCAGCAAUACUAGGAGCGUCAAUUGGACAGCACCUACAGCCACUGAUAAUUCGUAUGAUCCACCAGUCGUUGAAUCAUCUCAUUCCCCUGAAGAUAUUUUUGAAAUCGGAACAACUACCGUAGUUUAUAACUUUACAGAUGCAUCGGACAACCAGAAUCAGUGUACAUUUGAUGUAACCAUAACAGACGAUGAAGCACCACAAUUCAUUGAUUGUCCAUCAGAUAUUAAUGCAGUGACUGAUAAUAAUCUUCCUACGUCUUUUCAAAUGUGGGACCCUCCCACGGCAACUGAUAACAAUGGAGUACCAAAUGUUACCGAAUCACACACAUCACCAUUUGAUUUUGCAAUUAUGAUAACCAAUGUUACUUAUGUGGCGACAGACUUGUCCGGCAAUACUGCUGUAUGCUUUUUCCUCGUGAACAUCACAGAUCAGCAGAAUCCAAAUGUAACAUGCCCACCACUAACAGAAAUGAACACAACAGAUGGUGGUAACACUGCCGUUGUCACUUGGGCAACGCCAGAAAGUAGUGAUAAUGAUGACCAGGUUACGGGUGUUACAUCCAGCCUGAUGUCAGGAGAUACAUUCAACAUUGGCGACACAAAUGUCACAGUAACAGCAACAGACACUUCCGGAAACACGGCAUCGUGCGUCUUUAUUGUCAGGAUAAUUGAUCCUGAAGCACCAGAAAUUCAAGACUGCCCUGUAAAUAUAACAGUGUCAGCAGACAUGGAUACUAAUAGUACUAAUGUAAUAUGGACACCACCAACUGCAACUGACAAUGACGGUACACCAGAUGUGAAUAAUAAUUUCUCACCUUCAUCAAGGUUCGAAAUUGGAGAAUAUAUGGUUGUUUACACUUUCAGUGAUCCAUCUGGAAACGAGGCCACCUGCACUUUUAUCGUCACUGUAACAGAUGAUCAAGAUCCAGAAACGAUGAACUGUCCCAAUGAUAUCAUGAACUCUACAGAUAUUAUGAGUAACACAACUUCGGGAAUCACCUGGAUCCCGCCAACCUACAUAGACAAUUCGGGUCAACCAGUAAUAGUAACAAUAUCGGGAAGCACAGACCCACCUGCAACGUUUCCGAUCGGUGAAACUAACGUUACGUAUACAGCGACUGAUGAAUCUGGAAACACCGAUGUAUGCUCAUUCUUGGUUACUAUUACAGAUGAUGAGUCUCCAAUUAUCAUUACUCCCUGCCCGGAUGACAUCUCAAAUUCGACUGAAUUCUAUGGAAGUACACCACGCGUCAUAUGGACGCCACCAACAGCAACAGAUAAUUCUAACUCAGUUACAACUACUUCUACUCACAUGCCUAAUGAUACGUUUCCUGUCGGAUAUGGAAUUGUAACUACUGUAACAUACACAUUUACUGACCCGUAUGAUAACGAGGUAUCCUGCUCGUUUGAUGUAACUAUACAAGAUCUUAUUCCCCCUGUAUUACAUGACCUGCCCUCAGAUUUUUCUGUAAACACUAGUGUUGGCGUAAACUACACUGUCGUAUCGUGGCCUGCACCCUCAUCUACUGAUAAUUCUGGUGUUGUUUACCAGGCAUCACUUGUGCAACCUGGCACAGUGCUUGAAAUUGGAACGCACGAGGUCUGCUAUGUUGCAGUUGAUCCUUCAAACAACGCCGUCAGAGAAUGUUUCUUCGUCACAGUUGAGGACAAUGAGCGACCUGUGAUAACUAACUAUGAAAUGGAGCACUUGGUAGUGUUCACUAAUCCUGGAACCAACACCACAGUCGAUUGGAGUAUUCCAGUUGCUACAGAUAACUCGAAUGAACCCGUGACAGUAGAAUGUAAUAUAGAAUCUGGGUCUUCAUUUGAAAUUGGCAAUUAUACAGUGACGUGUACGUCUACCGAUCCAUACAACAACACAGCCAGUAUUAUGUUUGAAAUAUAUGUUUUUGCAACUGACAUUGAACCACCUGUUGUGACCUGCCCCAAUUCAUUUGAAGUUACAACCGAUCCCGGUUCUCCGAGUGCAUCUCCAGUUUCAUGGCAACCCGUUACGGCAACCGAUAACUACGGCGUAUACAAUUUGACUGGAACACAUGCAAAUGGCUCUAGUUUUAACCUUGGACCGACACCGGUCACGUUUAUUGCCUUUGAUAUUUCAGGGCUGAUGGGAGAAUGUAAUUUUACUGUGACUGUGAUAGAUGAAGAAAUUCCAGACAUUAUUACCUGCCCAGAAAACAUAACACAAAAUACGGAUAGUGGAGAAGCAUUUGCUACUAUAGCAAUUGGUAUGCCGACUUAUCAGGAUAACUCUGGAUCGGCAACACUUUCAAUGUCACCUAAUACAGCUAUGUUCAACAUUGGACAAACUACAGUCAUCUUCACUGUUACUGAUGCUUCUGGAAAUUCCAACAGUUGCGAGCUCAUUGUUACUGUAAAAGACAAUGAGGACCCAGUGAUUGUACACUGUCCUAAUGACAUAUUGGAAGAUAACUUAGCUGGACAAAACUUUGCUGACGUGGUGUGGACAACACCUAAUGCUACAGAUAAUGAUAUGAUCCAAGACACAUACAUGUCAUCUACGUCAGGCUCAAGAUUUACUGUUGGUGAAACCAAUGUGAACGUCAUGUGGGUUGACAAUUCAGGGAACUCUGCCACUUGUGAAUUUGUUGUAGAAGUAAGAGACGUUGAGUCACCUGUAUACACUAACUGCCCUACGGCCGACGUGCAACAGGAGACCUCCAUUGGUACGAAUGAAUCCGCUGUGUUUUGGACACCACCCGAGCUUUCUGACAAUGUUGGUGUAGUUGUGAACAUAUCUGAUUACGAACCUGGAGAUGUUUUUCAGCUAGGUGUUACUGUAGUAACGUACCGCGCCGAGGAUGCUGCUGGGAAUAUCAAGCAAUGUGUGUUUACUGUAGUAGUGAUUGACACCGAGAAUCCUGUAUUUAGUACGUGUGCCAUUCUUCAACCUAGUAUCACAAAUUCAACUCUACCGGGUGAAGCUGUGGGUACAGUAUAUUGGGACAUACCGACAGCAUCAGACAAUGACAAGGUCAUGAGGGUCAUAGCUUCACAUAUGCCUAAUGAUACGUUUGGAUUCGGUUCUACAUCGGUGUUAUAUACGGCUUACGAUGACAGUGGAAACACUGGCACUUGCUCUUUCCAAGUUAUAAUCACAGAUGAUGAAAACCCAAUUUUAUCGAAUUGUCCAAAUGACACGACGUUUUCACCAAUGACGGGUUCAAAUGAUGUAAUUGCUGUUUGGUCAGAUCCAGUCGCAACCGACAAUGUUGAUACGAGUCUAAAUGUGAUUUCAUCUCAUACUUCGAAUACAACGUUCUCAAUAGGUUUUUAUCCUGUAACGUAUACUGUAUCAGAUCAAUCUGGAAACUCAGCCACCUGCAGCUUUUUAAUAACUAUAGAAGAUACAACGCCUCCAGAAAUUACAAACUGUCCUUCCAACAUUACUAAGUCCACUGAUCCUGGCGAAAACUUUGCUAUCGUGGAUUGGAAUGAGCCAACAGUUACAGAUAAUGCAGGAACGCCGAUCGUUACUUCCACCUUUAACCCAAUGGACAGUUUCCAGUUUCUUUAUGGAGGUCAAGUACCGGUGAUUUACCAGGCCUUUGACCUUAGUGGAAACACAGACUCUUGUCUCUUUUAUGUCACUAUCAUGGAUAAUGAAGACCCUGUAAUUGCUAGCUGUCCAGCUAACCAAUCCCUUGCUGCUUCUGCCACGGCCCCAACACAAUUCGCAACAUGGGAUAAUGUGGAUGCUACUGACAAUGUCAUGAUUAUUUCACAGAUCGCGUCUCCUUUGUCAGGAUCAACUUUUGACAUCGGUGUCACUGAAGUUGAAAUAUCAGUUUCAGAUUUUUCAUUCAACACAGCCACAUGUUCAUUUUAUGUUGAGGUUUAUGAUGAUACGGAUCCUGUGUAUAUGUCAUGUCCUGGGCCACUGUCUUUCAGCACCGACCUGGGAUCGCCUACUGCAACAGCAACUUGGUCAAGUUUAGUUGUAACGGAUAACGUAGGAGUAGUAAUGCCUACCAACAGUCAUGACUCCGGUGUACAGUUGAUGCCGGGGGUGACAACUAUUUACAACAACGCAACUGACGAAGCAGGCAAUACUGCCGAAUGUAUAUUUGAAGUGACCGUUACAGAUGACGAGGAUCCUGAGUUUGCAAUGUGUCCUAACCCUUUUACCCGCAUUGCUUCAUCAACUUCGACGAUGACCACUGUGACUUGGGAUAUAUCAAAUGCAACAGAUAAUGUCGGUGUUAUUAUGGAUUCUUCUACACACUCCUCUGGCGACGAAUUUGAAGUUGGGACCUAUGUCAUUAGUUAUGAAGCAUCAGAUGCUGCUGGCAACACUGCAACAUGCGAGUUUACUUUAGUCAUCCAAGACGCCAGUGCCCCGACAUUUGAAAAUUGUUCAGAAAGUAUGACACUAGAAACUGGUGCAGGCGUUGAUGGAACAAACGUCAGCUGGAUACAUCCAACAGCUUUGGACAACUCUGGAAAUGUAGUCUCUACUUCGAUGACACCUGUUAUCCAGUCUGGGUCGUAUUUUACUAUAGGUAUCUAUAACAUAAAUUUCACUGCAAUAGACUCUGCUGGAAAUAAAGGAUACUGUUUGUUUACCAUUGUCAUUCAAGAUGUUGAAGAUCCUAUAAUUACACAAUGUGAAAAUGAUAUAACAACCCUACCUGAUAAUGGAACGACGAACGCUGUUGUAAGUUUUACCCGGCCAACAGCGACUGAUAAUUCCAAUUCUGUAUCUGAAACUGCAACACAUUUACCUAAUGCCGUCUUUCCACCUGGGCUAACUACUGUCACUUAUACAUUCAGCGACCUGUCGGGAAAUCAGAACAUGUGUAGUUUCACUGUAAAUGUUCAAGAUGAUAUGGCACCAGUCAUUACAAAUUGUCCAGAUAGUAUAUUAAACAACACUGAAAUUGGUGAGGCUGAUCGAGAAAUAGGUUGGAUUGAGCCUGAGAUCACGGAUAAUGCUGGAGAUCCUUUGGUCGAACGAUCUCAUAUUCCCGGCACAAGAUUCUCAAUUGGAACAACAUAUGUGAAUUAUACCGCCACAGAUUCAUUUGGAAACCAGCAAGUCUGCUCAUUCGUUGUUACUAUAAUAGACGACGAGAAUCCUGUCAUAAGUAACUGCCCGUCCAAUGAAGUUGCGUACACAGAUGAAGAUGAAACAACAGCUGUGGUAACUUGGAAUUUGCCUACUGCAACUGAUAACUCUGGACAACCAGGAUUGAGUAGUACUUAUCCAUCUGGUUAUGCUUUUCCAAUUGGAGAUUCGGUUGUAACAUAUAUCGCUACUGAUUCCUCGACAAAUACUGUCCAAUGUACUUUUACUAUUCACGUAACAGAUAAUCAACCACCAGAUGUAAUAAAUUGCCCAAACAAUAUUGACCAGACUACAGAUCUACGCUCUCCGACUGCACAAGUAAUGUGGGAUGAGCCUACAUUCGUGGACAACGUAGACGGAAAUUUGACAUCGACGCGUACUUUUCAAUCAGGCUCAGAUUUUAUUGUUGGGGUUUUCACAAAUACAUAUCAAGCAACUGACACAGAAGGAAAUAGUGCUGAUUGCGUUUUCACCAUCACGGUUACAGAUGAGGAAUCACCAGUUUUCAUGAAUUGUCCAGCUGAUUUUACUGAAACAGACUCCAACAUAGCUUACUGGUCACCUCCUACGGCAGAGGAUAACACAGUACUGGUCACAAUUAUGUCCGAAUAUAGUCCUGGAUCUGCUUUCCCAACGGGAACAACCAAUGUGAGAUACACAGCGUAUGAUCAGUACGAUAAUGAGGAAUUCUGUACAUUUAAUGUAAACAUAGAAGGGGUUGGUGCACCUGUGAUUGGAACCUGUCCUGAAAGCAUCACUGUGAUUGCAGAAGAAGGUGAAACAACUGCUCAGCCAACAUGGGAUACACCUACAGCCGAUGACGACGGAACGUCAUUGACGCCUUCGUGCAACGUUCAAUCAGGCGACACACUCUCUAUUGGGUCAAGUACAGCAGUUCUGUGUGUAUUUACUUCACCUUCAACUGGACUAGAAUCUACUUGUCGUUUCACUGUCACAGUAGAAGCCUAUCCCGAUGAAAUUGAUCCAGAAAUACAAAAUUGUCCAGUAGACCAAAGUGUAGACACCGAUAUUGGAAGUUCCUCUGCAACAGUUACAUGGACGCCGCCAACUGCUAUUGAUAAUUCCAAUGUCAAUCCAACGUUGACGGCAACAAUAGAACCAGGAACUGAAUUUAAUAUUGGAACAACAACUGUCCAGUACAUAGCAAGAGAUUCCUCUGGAAAUACGGCAAUAUGUAGCUUUAUGGUAACAGUUAUAGGAAUUAUCGAUAUGGUUGACCCGGAGAUAACUUGUCCUUCCGAUAUUACCGAGUUCGUCAACGAUGGGACAGACACUUAUUCAGUUUCUUGGACCGUGCCGACACCAACCGAUGAUUCAGGAACUGUAUCAAUUUCAUCAAACUUGUUACCAGGUGCAUCAUUCACUGUUGGAACCACAACACAAGUAACAUACACUGCGACUGAUGGUAGUGGAAACACAGCUCAGUGCUCAUUCUCUGUUACCGUUACAGGUAAUGAACCAUAUUAUGUAUUUGUUUUAGAUAACGAGGAUCCAGUAUUUGACUCUGCUCCAGUAAGUCCAGUCACUGCCAGUGUAUAUGGACAGACAUCAACGACUGUAAGUUGGACGGAACCAGUGGUGACAGAUAACUCGGGAGAAGACCCUACCAUUACACUUACAGGUGGAACUAAUGGUGGUACCUUCAACGUUGGAACAACGUCACUUAUUUAUACAGCUACGGACGGUAGCAACAACCAGGCUACUUAUUCAUUUGAUGUUGUAGUGACUGUUGUGGAAGAUGUUGAGCCACCCGUUUUCACCAAUUGUCCAUCAGGAGGUGUAACAGGCGUGAAUACACCAGGUGAAAACAUGGGGGUAGCGUCGUGGGAUGCCCUUAUGGCAACUGAUGAUCUAGCCACAGAUGUUACAAUUACGCCAGAUCUGACGUCGGGAUCAUUUCCUCUGGGAGAAUCGGCAAUGAUAGUCAGUGCAUCGGAUGGUGUAAAUACGGCAGUAUGCAAUUUUACAGUGACAAUUACAGACAACGAGGACCCUGUUAGCGUCUCAUGUCCGGAAAAUCAAAACUUUUACGUACUAGAUUCUAACUCGGUUGCGCUCAUCAUAUGGAGCGAUCCAAUGUUCACUGAUAACAGUGGCGACUUAACAUUGACAUCCAAUGUUGAAUCUGGAGUACGCAGAGGUCCCGGUAUGCUGUCUGUUGAAUACACAGCAUCGGACCCAUCUGGAAAUGAUGCGACUUGCACUUUCACUGUUAAUAUUGAAGUCGCUUCUGAUCCUGCUUCUUUCGAUGGUGAAGCGGUUUUCGUCUCCAUAGGUGGUACUUCUUCUAGUGAAUUUCCUAAUGUUGAUCUUGCUGCUCUUCAACAAGAUCUUGACGAUCUAUUCAGGGGAAGUGAUAUUGCAAGCAGCUUUGUAGGUCUUGACAGUGUAAUGUUCGAUACUCAAGAUGGCACAAAGACAGAUUUUACUGUCUAUGUUACCUCCGGAGUAACUGCGUCAGAUAUUGAAAAUGCAUUUUACAACGCUCUAGACGACAGCAUGACUUUCAGUACUAUGAACACAAUCUCAGCAGAAACAUUCUUGAUAGGUCUGGGUGAUUGUAGUUCCUCACCUUGCCAAAAUAGUGGUACAUGUACCCGUUUACUUUCAUCCUACACUUGCACUUGUGCGUCAGGUUAUCAAGGAAACAACUGUCAAACAGAUAUCAACGAAUGUAGUGAUAGUAGCAUUUGCUCAGGUGGUGCAAUAUGCACAAACUUUGCUGGUGGAUACAACUGUGAUUGUGAAUAUGGUUUUUCGAAAGUUGGAUCAUCUGACACAUGCACAAGACAACUGAUUUUUAAUGGUGCGUUUACAUUGUUGGAAUAUGAUGGGGAUCUAGCAACUUUCGAAGACGAUCUAAAUGAUCUAUCUUCAGCCUUGUAUAUGUACCUUACGAACAAGAUAAUAGAAGCGUUGGGACCGCUCUUUGAUGGAAUUAAUGGAUUUUUAGGUGUUCAAAUUGCUUCACUUGAAUCGGGAAGUAUCAUAGUUGAAUAUGCCGUGCUCUUUGAAAUUGAUUCAUCAGCUGAUGGGCCAAUGUUAGACACCAUGUUCUUACAAAAUGUCAACGGCAGUGGAUUCAUCGCUAACUCUAGCCUCGUUUUAGACUUAUCGUCCAUACAAUCCUUUUCAGAGGUAUGUCCUGAUGAUUAUUGCAAAAAUGGAGGAACUUGUACAACCAGUUCAGUGACAUUUGAAAGCGAGUGCAGCUGUACAGAUGGUUGGAAGGGUACAACGUGUGAAGAGAAAUCUGGACUAGAAACUUGGGAAAUCGUUGCUAUUUGCUCAGCAAGUGCCUUGAUUCUCCUGAUAAUUCUUAUAGCAACUGCUGCCUGCUGCUGUUGUUUCCUUGGAGGAAGUCGGUAUAAUAAUCAUUAUAUGUAUGAUGAAGAGUUCCACGUCCGAGACCGAUAUAAUCAACCAAGAAAAGAUAGGCUGUACGAUAACUAUUACAACGAAAAUUUCCAUCCUGAGCCUUCUCCAAGAUUCAACCAAGAUUUCGACGAGAACAUUUAUGAUAAUCGUGGCUCUAGAUUCUACCAACAUGGGAGUCCAGAGAGACACUUUUCCCGACCAUUUAUUGUGUCUGGUGAUGAACUUUCAGAUCCACGAUACUCACCACAAUUAUGAGAUCGCUGCAUGUUUAAGAAAGUUUUCAUUUCGGAUAAAAUUUGUAUGCAACUUACUGUUACCAGAUAUGUCAUCACUGUGCUACUGGAGCGACCAUGCUUUUUUACCUUCUUUAACUCUAAUUAUCAUUAGUGUUUCUAUAUUACAAUUUUUAUUAUCUGGCAUCAUUUACAUCACCAGUGUCGUUAACAUCCUAUUGUGUAUGGUCCCUUAGAAGAUAAUCUUUAUCAUCUAAUAAUAAUAAUGAUCAUUCAAUCAUUACACCUAGAUAGUAAUUUAAUUUCAAAUAUUUUCGUUUUUUGAAAGUUUAUUAUUUAUGUAAAAUGUAUAACUCCCAUGUAUAAUCAGUGGCGUAUCUGGGGGGGGGGGGUUUGCAUGCCCCUCCAAAUAUUACUUGCAUCCUCCAAAUAUUAUUUGCAUCCCCCCAGUCGCUCCCAAAACUUGCAAAGUACAGUAGUUACAAAAAUCACCUUAUUUUGCAAGUUAGGACCCCUCAACUGAUCAUCGAGCCCCUCCCCCCCUUCACCUUUGCGCCCCCAUCAGCCCAUUUGAAGAUUUCUAGAUACGCCACUGUGUAUAAUUUCAAUGAAUAAAAGGUAAAUCAACUAUGCUAAUUACAUAACAAAGAACGGGCAUUAAUACAUGAUAUAUACCACUAUUGUAAUGGAAUUUCUAGAGUGUCGAACAAACUUAAAAUACUGACUUAUCAUAACAAGUCAGGAAUACUCACAAGCACAUGUUGUCCCACAAAUGCAUGUGUUUGCAUAUGUUUAAAACUGUCAUUUUGUGGACCUUAGCAACAAUAUCCAAGGGGUGGGGCUUAGCAGAUCCAUUGCACAUUGAAAGAAUAAUUAUAUUCACAAAUAUUUUUAAAAAUCCAACAAACUAUUCAUAUUUUCUUGUGUAUGUUUUUGUAAUAGGCAAUUCAUGAUAAAGAAUUCCAUGCGUAAAAAUGAUGAUUCUUCCUUGAGCAUAAAUGUCAAAUUUUGUUAUUAUCUAAUGGCUGGAGAUAUUUGAAUCAUUGUAUUUUUAAGUAGUGUGAAUCAAUAAUUAGCAAGGUACGGGUAUAUUUAAUAGUACAGUUUUUAAAAAAAAAACAGUACUAUAGGAAACUUUUCAAAGGAAUGAAUUGUCUAAUAAUAAUUUUAAAAAUAACAUAUCAGUAAUUUUUUAUGGUAAAUAGUAUUUAUAAGCUACUGGGUUCAACAGUUUAUAUAGUAUUACUUAGAUAGGCCCAUCUUAUUUAAUUAGUCAUCAGUCAUAUAAGCCUACCUCUCCUCUCCAACCCUCCACAACCAUUUAGAGCUAUAUAUAGGCCUACUAGUAAGUUAAAUAGUAUAUUUAUGUUUCAUCAUGUUUUAUACUGUAAUAAUAAUAUACAGUAAACACAAUACUGAGGGCGGUAGGCAGGUCCUACAUAAGAGAUCACAUAAUGUACUGUAACUUAUUAUUAUAAAUGUAACUUCAAUUUUUGAAAAUAUUGCACUUACAGACUUUGUAAUUAAACCAAAUAUUUGUGCUCAAUCGUGGUUCGUUUUAAAACAAUUAAACCUAUUUAUGCACAAUAACUGACCAGCAAAAAUUUAAUUACAAAAGGGCCUUAUAAUAAAAUAAUUUGAAAUUUAUUCAAGGGUAAUUAUACAUAGAUGGAAGACCAAUCAGAAAUUAUAUAGUUUAUGUUUGUAACUUAAUAAUUAACUAAAACAUUUUUUUAUCGGUUUGCCGAAACAUCUCUAACGUAAUAUUUCUGCAGAUAAUUGAGAAAGUAAAAAUCAAAAUUUCCCAAUAAAAACUAGGGAAAUUAAUAAAAUACUUCAAAAAGCUAAAAACUGGAACGAAAGUAGCGUAAUUAGUAUCUAGUUAUGCCUGCGCAUAUUGCAUUAUGUUCUGUAUCUGAUAUGUAAAUGUAAACUACAAUACAAGGCCAAACAAUAAAAUUAAAAUAUCUGUUAUAGCACUACGAAUGCGGUAUAGUAGAGUAACAUAUUGUCUAAUGAAAAAACAAUUUAAUUUUUCAAGUUUUCAAGUUAUAUUUAUACAGUAUAUGAAAAUUGGUAAUGGAUAUUUUUAUGCCAAAAAGUUUAUUUUUAUACAUAUUUGAUGUAAAUCUUGUAAGAUAUUAGGAUAAAUAUACGUAAGACAGUUUAGUCCUUUAAAUUAUUCAUAUGGUUUCCUUAAUAUUUUUGGAAUAAACAUUUAGCAAGCAAAUAUUGUAGUUUUCACAUGUUUUCAGCUUGGCUUCAUUAAAUUCACAAACACAUAGCA
Molecule: messenger RNA, 16830 nt
Organism: Anneissia japonica
Lineage: Eukaryota; Metazoa; Echinodermata; Crinoidea; Comatulida; Comatulidae
Exons: 64
Molecular function (GO): calcium ion binding
Source: RefSeq, a predicted model, not a curated record